CGUCGUUUCCAAGUUGAUGUCAGCCCCAAAGAAGCCUGAGAAACUCCUCCCGUCUCAAAAUUAUGAGUGAACAACAGCAAGAUGAAAUGGCCGCGUUGGUUGAAGGCAGCGGAGGGUUUCUUCAAAAGCGAAACUCUAAUACCGGACAGGACUCUCAGCAGCCGUCUCCUUUAGCUCUACUGGCAGCAACCUGCAGUCGGAUUGACACUCCCGGGGAGAACGAGGCCGUGUCAGAGCAGCAGCACUCCCAGCAGCAUAGCCAGCAGCUCGACCUUAACCAGGCCCAGCUGGCCCAAACCGCCAACGGCUGGCAGAUCAUCCCGGUCAGCGUUCAGUCGCCUUCCAGCUCAGGCAGCAUCACCACCGUGGCACCGGGACACGCCGUAAUGACGGGAGAUGCAGGGAAGGGCAGACAGGCGGUGGUGUCCGGGGCAGGGGCCCACCAGGGCCAGCAGCAGUAUGUCGUGGCUUCGGCGCCGACCCUGCAAGGCCAGCAGGUUCUGUCGUUAUCAGGGGUGGUGCCCAACAUCCAGUACCAGGUGAUCCCACAGUUCCAGACUGUGGAUGGACAGCAGCUGCAGUUUGCACCGGCCCAGCAGGACACUACAGCUGCGGGGGCAGGGCAGUUCCAGUUGGUGUCCUCGCCCGGCGGCGGACAGCAGUUAAUUGCAACCGCCAACCGGGCAGGGGGUGCUGGGAACAUCCUGGCCGUGCCUGGCCUUAUCCAGCAGGCCAUUCCCAUACAGAACCUGGGCUUGGGCAACGGCGUGUUACCAAAUCAGACGCAGUUCUUGGCCAACAUGCCUGUGUCGCUGAAUGGGAACAUCACUCUGCUGCCCGUGAGUGCGGGGGCGGCUGGAACGGGCGGGGGGGACGCUGGCGGGGGCGGCGCGGCAGUGACCUCCCAGCAGCUCCUGCAGCAGCAGCCGGCGUCCUCUGCUGGCGGGACGGGGUACUACACCAGCUCAACCACCUCCACUACCCAGGCAGCUACGUCGUUCGGAGCGGUGACACAGGCUCAGAGCAACAGCGGAUUCCAGACUUCAGCGGGUGGGGUCUCGGUCCAGCCUGACGGCAGGGACGGGCAGCAGCAAAUUCUCAUCCAGCCCCAGCAGCUUCUCCAAGGGGGCCAGUCCCUGCAGACCAUCCACACGGGCGCGGUGUCCGGCGGCGGCCAGGUGUUCGCCGCGCAGACCCUCUCGCAGGACGCCCUGCAGAACCUGCAGAUCCAGGCCAUCCCCAACAGCGGCCCCAUCCUGGUGCGCACAGUGGGGGCCAACGGCCAGGUGAGCUGGCAGACGCUGCAGCUGCAGGGGCCGGCCGGGGCCCAGAUCACCCUGGCCCCUCUCCCACAGCUGGCACAGACGCAGGGAGGCGGCGCGGGAGGCGUGGCGGUGAACACCGUGCAGAUACCGGGCCUGCAGACCAUCAACCUGAACACACUGGGCAACUCAGGACUACAGAUGCACCAGCUUCAGGGGGUCCCCAUUGCCAUUGCGAACACCACAGGAGAGCAGGCGCUACAGGGCGGGGACAGUCUGGACGACAGCACGGCGAUGGACGACGGGGACACCAGCCCGCAGCCGCCCAGCCGGCGCACGCGCAGGGAGGCCUGCACCUGCCCCUACUGCAAGGACGGGGAGGGCCGCAGCAGCGACCCGGGCAAAAAGAAGCAGCACAUCUGUCACGUCCCCGGCUGCGGCAAGGUGUACGGCAAGACCUCCCACCUGCGGGCUCACCUGCGCUGGCACACGGGCGAGCGGCCCUUCGUCUGCUCCUGGGCCUUCUGCGGGAAGCGCUUCACCCGCUCCGACGAGCUGCAGCGGCACAAGAGGACGCACACAGGAGAGAAGAAGUUCUCGUGCCCAGAGUGCCCCAAACGCUUCAUGCGCAGCGACCACCUGUCCAAGCACAUUAAGACCCACCAGAACAAAAAAGGCGCCAACGCCGGCGCUGCCGCCGACACCCCCGUCUCCGUCUCCGUAGGCACGGAAGCUGGCGCGGGAGGAGGCGUGGCUGCGGAUCAGCACGGCCUCAUCACCAUGGAAACUCUGUCGCCGGAAGGCAUCGCGCGAUUGGCCAGCAGCGGCAUUAACGUCAUGCAGGUGGCGGACCUCCACUCCAUAAACAUCAACAGCAAUGGCUACUGAG
Messenger RNA from Megalops cyprinoides (Indo-Pacific tarpon), 2151 nucleotides. It is a transcript of the gene sp1, whose product is annotated as sp1 transcription factor. The record is from RefSeq and is a predicted model, not a curated record. Lineage: Eukaryota; Metazoa; Chordata; Actinopteri; Elopiformes; Megalopidae. The coding region runs from base 63 to 2150 and encodes 695 amino acids. Gene Ontology annotation, molecular function: DNA-binding transcription factor activity, RNA polymerase II-specific; RNA polymerase II cis-regulatory region sequence-specific DNA binding. Gene Ontology annotation, biological process: regulation of transcription by RNA polymerase II. The transcript is spliced from 6 exons.